UCAGUGCGCAUGUGCGCGGAUGUGCGUUGGGUCUUCGGGUAAAGAUGGCGGAGCGUGGUUACAGCUUUUCGCUGACUACAUUCAGCCCGUCUGGUAAACUUGUCCAGAUAGAAUAUGCUUUGGCUGCUGUAGCUGGAGGAGCUCCUUCAGUGGGAAUUAAAGCUGCAAAUGGCGUGGUCUUGGCAACUGAGAAGAAACAGAAAUCCAUUCUGUAUGAUGAGCGAAGUGUCCACAAAGUGGAACCAAUCACCAAGCAUAUAGGUUUGGUGUAUAGUGGCAUGGGCCCAGAUUACAGGGUACUUGUGCACAGAGCUCGAAAACUAGCUCAACAGUACUAUCUCGUUUACCAAGAACCUAUUCCCACAGCUCAACUGGUACAGAGAGUAGCUUCCGUGAUGCAGGAAUAUACCCAGUCAGGUGGUGUUCGCCCAUUUGGAGUUUCUUUACUUAUCUGUGGUUGGAAUGAGGGACGGCCAUAUUUAUUUCAGUCAGAUCCAUCUGUAAGUACCAUUAGGUGUAUUCGAGUAGAUUGUUAAAGUGCUCUUUGAAUA
This is a messenger RNA of Odocoileus virginianus texanus, 551 nucleotides long. NCBI's taxonomy places the organism in Eukaryota, Metazoa, Chordata, Mammalia, Artiodactyla, Cervidae. The record is from RefSeq and is a predicted model, not a curated record.